Dermacentor silvarum is the source of this 697-nucleotide messenger RNA. RefSeq lists its product as uncharacterized. The coding region runs from base 89 to 688 and encodes 199 amino acids. NCBI's taxonomy places the organism in Eukaryota, Metazoa, Arthropoda, Arachnida, Ixodida, Ixodidae. The record is from RefSeq and is a predicted model, not a curated record. The transcript is spliced from 5 exons.
UGUAUUGUACAAAGCCGUCGUUCUGAAGCUUCGGUUGAGGGAGUUUAAUCUUUAACACGAUCUAGUAGAAGGCUCUCACUGGAAACACAUGGCGGCCAAGCUGCUUUUUGUGGCUCUUCUGUGGUCCGUUUCUUUGACUGUGCUAAAAUGCAACUGCUUCGGUUGUGGAAGACGGGCCUACAACAUCAGAAAGUUAUUUUUUACGUCGGAACCAAUAUGGAUACAUACCACCACUGGACGCACCAAAUUGAGGUGUUUAGUGGACGUGGUGGACAGAAUGGAAAUCAUGACCGUAAACUUCACAAGAUCGUGUUACAAUCGAGGCUACAAGGUGUCUAGGGAAUUCGUAGGAAUCUUUGAUAAUCAUCGAAAGAAGCACAUGGACGUGAGAACUUCAGGCCACAUAGGCAACCUUGAAGAGGAUCUGCUCUUUAUGAGCCAUGACUACAGCUGUGCAGUGGUUUUGGUGACGACGAAAGUUUGUGCCAAGCUUCACAAGUAUGACCUGAGAAUUAGAAAUUCCUUCAUCACAAAGCCCCCUCAGGAUAAUUGUCUGAAAGUAUUCCAGAAGUACGAGAAAUAUGGAAAAGUACUCUACGAUCCAAGCUGCCAGCAUAUCCUUGCGAAACGUGGAGAGUCACAGUCGUACGAGCCGCAAGAAGAACGCUGCAAAAAUAAAGUUCGUUGAAUCACUUCU